AUGCAUAUGCAUCUCAUCAUACUUGGUAUCUUGAUGCUUUGGUCGAGGCUGACAGAAGCAGAUGUUUGCUCGUGUCCUCUAGAACGUCCCACGAAACUAGCCUCCAAGCGAGGAAUUGCAUACAACGAUGUCAACCUGGCCAAUCUCCUCAGUUUGCACUGUCCUGCCUGCAAGUGGGCGUACAACUGGGGGUCUACCCGCGAAGAAGUUCUGAACCCCGACGUCGAAUACGUUCCAAUGCUUUGGAGCAACGCGCCAGAGCACGUUCGAGCGUGGGAGACGCAGGAAAAAGUUGAUGGCAUCAUUUUCAGCUUCAACGAGCCCGAUGUUGCUGACCAGUCGAACAUGACUGCGGUCGAGGCUGCCGCAGCUCAUAUCCUCUACAUGAACAGUCUACCAGACCAAGCUCGUGUCGGCACACCAAGCAUUACCAGCAGCUCCAAACCUUCACAAGGUUUAUCGUGGCUCAAAGACUUUUUGCACGAGUGUCAGAAUUUGGGUGGGUGUCGUUUCGACUUUUGCAACACGCACUGGUACUCGGAAGCGCAAUGGAUCGAAGCCAUGUUUGCCCAUCUCGACGAGGUACAUAAAGUGUGCGAAGGCAAGCCCGUCUGGCUCACAGAGUUCGCAGUCCAAGGCACUGAUGAGGAAGUCGGUUCUUUUUUAGAAGCAGCUGUCCCGCGGCUGGAAAGACUGCCUUACCUCGAGGCUUACUCUUAUUUUUUGGCCGCGCAGGGAAGCUUGGUAGGCUCGUCAGGCUUCCUCAGCUAUUUUGGAAACAUUUAUGCAACUGUUUCGUAG
Molecule: messenger RNA, 801 nt
Organism: Cordyceps fumosorosea ARSEF 2679
Lineage: Eukaryota; Fungi; Ascomycota; Sordariomycetes; Hypocreales; Cordycipitaceae
Product: Glycoside hydrolase, subgroup, catalytic core
Exons: 1
Coding region: 1-801 (266 amino acids)
Biological process (GO): fungal-type cell wall polysaccharide metabolic process
Cellular component (GO): fungal-type cell wall
Source: RefSeq, a predicted model, not a curated record